GGAAGCCGGGAGGGAACUAGGGCGGAAGGGGACCUGGGCCGGGGUUGUGUUCGGAUCCUUGGCGGGGCUGAGGUUCCGAUGUGGUCCCCGGAGCGGGAGGCCGAGGCCCCGGCCGGGGGAGACCCGGCGGGCCUCCUGCCCCCCGAGUGGGAGGAGGAUGAGGAGCGCAUGUCCUUCCUGUUCUCAGCCUUCAAGAGGAGUCGCGAGGUGAACAGCACCGACUGGGACAGCAAGAUGGGCUUCUGGGCGCCGUUGGUGCUGAGCCACAGCCGCCGCCAGGGGGUGGUGCGCCUGCGUCUUCGGGACUUGCAGGAGGCCUUUCAGCGCAAGGGCAGCGUCCCGCUGGGGCUGGCCACGGUGCUGCAGGACCUGCUGCGUCGAGGGGAGCUGCAGCGUGAGUCAGAUUUCAUGGCCAGUGUAGACAGCAGCUGGAUCUCCUGGGGGGUUGGAGUCUUCCUGCUGAAGCCCCUCAAGUGGACUCUUUCUAACAUGCUGGGGGAUAACAAGGUUCCAGCUGAGGAGGUACUUGUGGCCGUGGAGCUGCUCAAGGAAAAGGCUGAGGAGGUUUACCGCCUGUACCAGCACUCGCCCCUCUCCUCCCACCCUGUGGUGGCCCUGUCAGAGCUGAGCACCCUCUGCGCUAAUUCCUGCCCAGACGAGAGGACCUUCUACUUGGUGUUGCUGCAACUGCAGAAGGAGAAGAGAGUCACUGUCCUCGAGCAGAAUGGGGAGAAGAUUGUGAAGUUUGCCCGGGGGCCACAUGCCAAGGUGUCUCCUGUCAACGAUGUAGAUGUUGGGGUCUACCAGCUGAUGCAGAGUGAGCAGCUUCUCUCACGAAAGGUGGAGUCCUUAUCCCAGGAAGCCGAGAGGUGUAAAGAGGAAGCCCGCCGGGCAUGCCGAGCAGGAAAGAAGCAGUUGGCACUGAGGUCUCUCAAGGCCAAGCAACGGACAGAGAAACGCAUUGAAGCCCUACAUGCCAAGCUGGACACUGUUCAAGGCAUCCUGGACCGCAUCUAUGCCUCCCAGACAGAUCAGAUGGUUUUCAAUGCCUACCAGGCGGGGGUGGGAGCCCUCAAGCUCUCCAUGAAGGAUGUCACAGUGGAGAAGGCAGAGAGCCUUGUGGAUCAGAUCCAGGAGCUGUGUGACACCCAGGACGAAGUUUCUCAGACUCUGGCUGGUGGGGUAACCAAUGGUUUAGAUUUUGACAGUGAGGAACUGGAGAAGGAAUUGGACAUCCUCCUUCAGGACACCACCAAAGAACCUUUGGACCUGCCCGACAACCCCCACGAGACGCUUUAUACCAACAGUGUGCCUAACCCUAGGAUCUCGGAUGCUGAACUUGAAGCUGAACUUGAGAAACUGUCCUUAUCAGAGGGAGGUUUGGUCCCAAGCAGUAAAUCUCCAAAAAGGCAAUUGGAACCAGCUCUCUAAAGCCAUUGAAGGACCCUCAACGAAGGACCCUCAUGUAAAAGAGAGACCAGCUUUGUGCGUGUACAUAGUAAUUUAAAUGAGAAACAUUCAGAAUUUAUUGGAAGAGGAGGAAGGAGAACCACUGAUGUGUCUGGAGGCUCCCACUUACAACAGGACAGAGAAUUUCUGGAAGCGAUGCUCCAAAGCCUUGCUCCAGCUCGUAUCAUGGACCUGCCUUCUCAUCUUUAUAGUGCCACAAUUUAUACAGUUCUGUGUUUGACCUGUCGUCUCAUAGCCUGCAGUUCUUGCCGUUGGCUCAGUUAGGUUUGUCUUCACCCGCCAGCUGCAUUCCAGCCCAUGAAGGUGAAAGUUGUGCAGCUCCGCCAAAUCAGUCAGUCCUCUCCCAGCCCCGUGGUUUUUGAGAGGGAUUUAUUCUGUCKUAAUGUCUGUUAAACAGCUUAUUCCUGCCCUAUUCUAUUUUCACUGGUGAUGGAAAUGAAAAUCAGACACAAGAUUUAUUUGGGGGGACUUAAUAGCAGCUGCUUCGUGGAGAAACACACAGUGUACAAAAUUUCUUUCCCAGGGUUGUCAGAUUCUCCA
Messenger RNA from Urocitellus parryii (Arctic ground squirrel), 2010 nucleotides. It is a transcript of the gene Chmp7, whose product is annotated as charged multivesicular body protein 7. Gene Ontology annotation, biological process: vesicle budding from membrane; late endosome to vacuole transport via multivesicular body sorting pathway. The record is from RefSeq and is a predicted model, not a curated record. Lineage: Eukaryota; Metazoa; Chordata; Mammalia; Rodentia; Sciuridae. Gene Ontology annotation, cellular component: multivesicular body; cytoplasmic side of plasma membrane; ESCRT III complex.